AUGAAGUUUUCUGGAAGAGCGCUGAUUCGUAGAGCAAUUGCUUCUUACCAUUACGGCAUAUUUGCUGAUCCCUUUUCUUUCUUCUUUUCAAAUUUUCACAGUGUGGUUAAAAAAGAUCGAUCCUUUUCACCUAAGCCCAGAAUAGAUUUGAGUUGUAUAAAUGAAUUAGACGAUGCUGUUUUCUUGUUUCGUCAAAUGGUGAGAAUGCAGCCACAGCCUUCCGUUAUUGAAUUCACCAAACUAUUGCAAGUUAUUGUCAAGAUGAAACAAUACUCUGUUGCCCUUCAACUGUUCGACGAAAUGCGUCAAUGGGGUGCCCCUAUAGAUGAGUACACAAUGAACAUCUUAAUUAAUUGCUGCUGCCUUUUGAAACGCAUAGAAGUUGGUUUUGCUAUCUUCGGCAUCUUCCUUAAACACGGUUACGAGGCAGAUGUUACGACAUUCAACACCCUCCUAAAAGGUCUCUUUUUAGAUGGUAAUGUGGCCGAGGCAGAGAAAUUGUUCAAGAAGAUUUUGACUUUGAAACUCUGUGAGCCAGACGAUGUUACGAUUCUUACUGCGAUUGACGGGCUCUGCAAAGCUGGACGUGUUCAUACUGCCCGUGAUUUGCUUUUGUUGUUGGAAAAGACUAUCUAUAAACCCGAUGUUAAGGCGUAUAGUGCUGUAAUUGAUUGUUUAUGCAAGUGCCGAAUGGUGGAUAAUGCACUCGAGCUCAAGUCUAGAAUGAUUGAUAAGGGCAUUUCACCGACUGUCGUCACAUAUAGCUCGAUGAUUCAGGGCUUGUGCAAUUUUGGUAGAUGGAAAGAGGUGAAGGACUUACUUAAUGAAAUGGUCGAUCACAAGAUAUACUUGACUGUCGUUACUUUUAAUAUAUUGGUGGACGCAUUUUGUAAGGAAGGAAAUGUUAAAGAGGCUGAGGAUGUUUUGAAAAUUAUGAAGCAACAAAAUAUUAGUCCCGUUAUUGUCACGUACAAUGCGUUAAUAGAUGGGUAUUGUUUGCAAGGGAAAAUGGAUAAAGCGAAAGAAGUAUUUGAUUCUAUAACGGGCAACGGCCUUAAGGCAUGUAUUAUCAGCUAUGGCACUUUAAUAAACGGAUAUUGCAAGAAGGGAAAAGUUGAUGAAGCUCUGCGACUUUUUCUCGAAGCUUCUUCUAAAGGUUUAGAACACACGACAUUUACCUAUAGCAUCAUGAUACACGGAUUAUUUAGUAAAGGCAGAAAUGCUGACGGAUGGAAGCUUUAUAAGGACAUGGAAGCUCGGCACGUACCUCCAGAUUUAUAUACUUGCAAUAUUUUGUUGGAAGGCUUGUGCAAGACACAGCAGAUUGCUGACGCGUUUUUAUUUCUACGGGCGAUGGAAGACAAAGGGUUAAACCCUAAUAUAGUCACAUACGGGAUCUUGAUUAAUGGUUUGUGCAAAGAUGGGAAACUUGUAGAGGCGAAAAAUAUUUUAAACGAACUUCCUUCCAAAGGAUUGAAACCUAAUAUUAAAAUAUAUACCGUUAUUCUCGGUUCACUUUGCCGAGAAGGGUGUGUAGACGAGGCAAAAGAUUUGAUUGUAAACAUGGAGAGAAGUGGUUGUGCACCGGAUAGUGUGAUGUACAACAGCAUAAUCCAGGGUUUGCUAAAGAAAAAAGAGGUUUACAAGGCAAUCCCGUUCUUAGAGGACAUGCACAAAAGGGGAUUCUAUGCCGACGCAUCUACUUCAUCCUUGUUAAUUAAUCACAUGCAAGGAUCUAACAAAGACGAUAUUCUUAUGGAGAUGAUGAAGAAAGUUGUACCGAAAAUCUAA
Molecule: messenger RNA, 1791 nt
Organism: Erythranthe guttata (spotted monkey flower)
Lineage: Eukaryota; Viridiplantae; Streptophyta; Magnoliopsida; Lamiales; Phrymaceae
Molecular function (GO): protein binding; mRNA binding
Source: RefSeq, a predicted model, not a curated record